Molecule: messenger RNA, 1296 nt
Organism: Paramecium sonneborni
Lineage: Eukaryota; Ciliophora; Oligohymenophorea; Peniculida; Parameciidae
Source: the annotation of a GenBank genome assembly
AUGGAAUUCCAAUAUGCAAAUGUUAUUUAAGCAUAAAUUCUGCAUAUUUUAGAUUCUUCCUUCAAACUCAUAUCUGAAAAAAUAUUAUGCAAAAAUAUCAUACUCAUAACUGAAUGGCAGACCUUUACAACUUCUCAUAGCAUUACGUAACUUUAGUUUUAGAAACAUGACUUCGACAAAGAUAUUGUAGAAGAUCUUGAGCUUAAACCAACUUCUUAAGAGAACUUUUAAGCUUAUAAAAUCAAUCUUAAUGAAAAGAUUUAAUCUACUUCCAGAAUAAAUACUGCUGCAUAAAAAUCUCUUAAAAAUCAUUUCAAAUCUCAUAUGACAUAAUUCAAUUGGGAUAAAGAAUAUCAUUAUUCAUUAAUUCAUAUUCCUGAACCAGAAGUUGUCAUCUCAACUGCAGAUGAAUAAUUUAGAAGAAUGAAAAUUUAAUAAAUUAAUGAAUCCAAUAAACAAAAAGAAUUAUAACAACAAUAACUCAAAGAAAAAAAAAAGUUGAAUGAAAUGAAUCUAAGAUUAAAACAAUAAUUAAGUAAAAAAGAAUAUACUUACGAUUAUAAUUGUUAACUUAUUAUAAAUAAACAUUCAUAAUUAUAAGCUGAAAUUGUUCCGUAAAUUAAGUUUGAAAUCUUAUAAGAAGAUUAAAAUAAAUAAACCAAAAAAUAUUAAAAGUAAAAAAAAGAAGAAAUCUAAUAAUAAGUAAUUAAGAAAAAGUCAAAAGAACCUUUGAUAUCAUAAAAUACAGCAUAUUUUGGAGAAUCAAAAUCCUUUUUCGUUAAUAAUAGUAAUGAAGAUGAAAAUUUUGAUAGACAAACAUCUAAUAUUCCUUUUAUAAAACUUAGUAGAGGUGUAAGAUUAAGAGAGGAUAAACAUGAAUUAAUUUUUGAUCUUCCUUAACCACCAUAAAUAUAAUUCUAAAUGAGAGAAUCUAGCUAUAUUGAAUCUUAGAAUUAAGUCUAAUCAGACUAAUUAAGACUUAAUAUUCGAGAUUCAUCAAAAGAAAAAGUUAUUAAAAAUAAUAAAUCUUGCAUUAAAACUGAGAGAAAUUUUGACUAUUUAAAAGUUGAAUAAGAUGAUAAUAGUUAUCGCUUUAAGACUUCUGUUAAUUAAUAAUUAAAUUAAAGUGUCAAUAAAUCAUAAUAUGCUUAUCCAUAAGUUAUUGAUAAUAUUGUCUUGAAACAAGAUCUUGUUAAGUUACCAAAAGUUCGUUCAAGAUCUAUUAAUAUAAGAAGCAAGAAAAAUAGACAAAUUAAUAUACAUUCAAAAGAUCAAAUAAAUAACUCUAAUGUCUGA